Molecule: messenger RNA, 802 nt
Organism: Wasmannia auropunctata (little fire ant)
Lineage: Eukaryota; Metazoa; Arthropoda; Insecta; Hymenoptera; Formicidae
Product: plasma kallikrein-like
Exons: 4
Coding region: 1-729 (242 amino acids)
Biological process (GO): proteolysis
Molecular function (GO): serine-type endopeptidase activity
Source: RefSeq, a predicted model, not a curated record
AUGCGGAGGAGUAGCGGUGGUAGCUGUACGCGAAGGAGCGUCGGCGGCGGCGGCGGCAUGCGGAGGAGCAGCGGCAGUAGCGGUCCGCGAAAGAGCGGCGGCGGCGGCAGUGGCAUGAUGCGGAGGAGCAGCGGUGGAAACGACCUCCGUAAAAUUUUAACUAAUGAUCCUUUAAAAGAAAUGACUUUGUGUAGUGGAUCUUCCAUUCUUUACAAAAACUGUACUGUUCAUACCGUAAUCAACUUUUUUAUACACGAAAACUAUAAUAAUACGAUCAAUGACUAUGAUGUCGCUGUUCUUCAAGUGAAAAAAUUUACAUAUGAUAAACAUACAAAAGCGGUUGCCUUGGCAUCAAACAGAUACGUUCGUAGGAAAUGGGGUAUAAUCUGCGGUUGGGGAUACUAUCAGAAAUUCAACGGUACUAUCAUGCCAGUUCUAUCGAAAAAUCUGCAAUGCGCAACAGUACCGCUAAUAAAUAAUACGAUAUGCCAGAAAGAUUAUGCAAAUAGAUAUAUAGUGACACCUCGGAUGACAUGUUAUGGAUUCCAGGAAGGAGGCAUAGAUGCUUGUCAAGGUGAUUCUGGAGGGGCAUUAGUGAAUAUUGAAAAUGUUCUCCUCGGUAUAACUUCGUGGGGAGACGGUUGUGCUGAUAAGUAUUCGCCUGGUGUAUACACAGAUAUGAUAUUACUUCGACAUUGGAUUAGAAAUAAAACCGAAAUAAGUGCUUAAGAAAUUUAUUAUCGUAAUGUAUCAAUACAACUUGUUAAAAUAUAAUCAAAUCUAUGUUUAAUUUAUGUCAUAU